Messenger RNA from Gaeumannomyces tritici R3-111a-1, 972 nucleotides. RefSeq lists its product as hypothetical. NCBI's taxonomy places the organism in Eukaryota, Fungi, Ascomycota, Sordariomycetes, Magnaporthales, Magnaporthaceae. Bases 1 to 972 code for a protein of 323 amino acids. The transcript is spliced from 4 exons. The record is from RefSeq and is a predicted model, not a curated record.
AUGCCUCCCUCCGGCCCUACCGUAGGCGGGUCCUCCAGGUCCUUCAAGCCCAAGGCCUCGGAGAUCGCGCACGAGACCAGACGGACUAUCAUCCCACUUAUCAAGAGCAAGUAUGCGGACCGCUGGAAGACCUACUCCUACUACUACCAGCAGCCCAUGUCGCAAAUCACCCUGCCACCACCUGAGUACUUGGUGGAGCCCACGCCAUUCGCCGUCUUUGUUGGCGAUCCCGUCAACUACGCGCUUCACUGGAUGGAGGCCCAGAACCCCUCGACCCGCGUGGCCCUCAUCUGCGCUGCCAACGAGAAGAGGGCGGGCGGGGACUGGGUUACUGGGGUCGCGGGCUACGAAGAGAGGCUAUGUCGCCGCAGCACGUUGUCUGCUACCCUCGAGACUCCGGGCCCCGGCUCGCCAACUCCGGAGGCCUUCCCCAUGUCCACAAGCGGAGGGAUAUUCAGCGAGAACGUUGUCGUAUUCCGGACAGAAAAGGACCGGUCAGAGCCAAUGGACGAGGAGCUGUGGCGCGACCUGCCCGUGUGCUCCGUGCCGCCCGUGCGCUGGCCCAAAGUGAACAUCAACAGUGGCUGGCUACAGUACUCGUUCGCCGACGAGCGGGGCAUGAUGCGGGACAAGAUCAUGGGCGCGCUCGCCAUCUGCCUGGCCAACGGCAUCGCAAACAUCGUCGUCGGCGACUUCGGGCUCGGCAACGGGUACCGCAACCCGCCCUACGAGGCCGCCGCCAUGUGGCACGAGGUCGUCAACGGCGACCCGGCCAUCCGGGGCCGCAUCCACAACAUCGCCUUCAUCUUCGAGGACGGCUGCCAGAGCACUCAGCGCCUCAUCCUCGACGACAUUGCCAAGAAGCAGCGCAGGGGCGGCGGCAGCCUCACCCCCUUCCUGGCCGCCGCCCUCGCCGAGGAGCCCCUCUCAGACUUUGAGCUGUUUCGCCAGUACUUUGUGCCAUCCCAGUAA